ACUGGCACUAGUAGGUGGAUUGACAUCAUUUUUAGUUGGAGUUUGGUUUUGUAUGUUCGUGUUUGUACAAUUUUGAAAAUUUAUUUGUCAUAAUUUUUCGAAAGCGUAUUAAGAAAGUUGCAUCUAAGCUAUUUAAGAAACGUUUCUGCAUAAUAUGAGUGAACAAGCCGGUUUUGGUGAGUCUUUUAGCACACAAAACGAAGUUGACAUGUGUGAAAACUUGUUUGGUUUACCAUACAUUGAUAGCCCAUCUAGUGUUGAUUCUGGUAUGGCUAGGUCACCUUUUUCUUGUGAUUCAUCAAGUCCUAGCUCUCCAUCUUCACCUAAUUUACCAAAUAUACCUGAAGAGGAGUUCCAAAACAUUGCACCUUUGACAGAAAGUGAAGAUGAUAGACAUCCUAGUAAUGUCAAAAAUGGCAAAUUACUCCAGGAUAAGCCACAAACCCCUCGAUUUACUGAGAAGACUGUUAAGAAAUUACUGGAGCUACUGGUUGCUGCCAAGACGACAGAUGAGCGUUCUUUGCUAUCCAAUCUUUUGACCACUCUUGUCACAAAUUCGCUAAAGAAAGAUGAAACUCCUUCAACUUUACCUGGUAAUGUUAAGAAGAAUAAACAUGAACUUUCUUUGCUUACUCUGGGGAAAAAAAGACCAUCCAGUCCAUAUAGUAAUGAAGUUCCUUGCAAAGUAAUGAAAACGGUUGAUCCUGUUAAGCCUUCUAUAGUCAUGGUUGAACAGCCUGAGCAGAACUACAGAGCCAGGUACGAGAGUGAAGGAUGUCGUGGGCCUGUUCAUGGUUCAUCUGAGCUGACAUUCCCUACAUUUCAGGUAAAAGGAUACAAUGAACCAUUGUGGGUCACUGUAUAUCUUGCAACAAGUAAUGGAACACCCCAUUUCCAUCUGUUGUGUGGUCCUGGGUCCACUAAAUUGCCUUGCCAAAAUACAACCCUACUAGAUGGUGUUGGUGCUAUUCAAGUGCUGGUAGGACCAGAAACUGAAAUGACUGCUGUCUUAGAUUGCAUCAGUUUGAAGAGACGGCGGAAUUUUGAGGCGGACAAAGAAUUACGAAGAAGAGGUUUAAAUCCUGUUGACUGGAAAUCAGAAAGGAAAGAAGCCUGUUUUGUUAUGACUGCAGAAAUACCUGGUUAUCCCAGUCAGACUAUUACUUGCAAGUCAAAAGUUUUUCAGUGUACUGCUCCCCCAGGAAAUCCUGAAAUCUGGUGGAUGAGACCAGUUCAAGGUUAUGUGACAGGUGGUGAGGAAAUUGGCAUUAUUGGGAAGAAAUUCCUAAAAGGGUUCCAAGUGAGAUUUUAUGGAGAAUUACCAAAUGGUGAGAUGUGGCAAGCUUAUGGGGAGAUUGAUAGGAGCAAAACAAACACGGGUGCUUGUGUGGUGAAGUCACCCCCUCUCAAAGACCCCAUAACCAGUCCUCUAACUGUCAACGUUGAAAUUAGUGGGGACCUCUCAAACAAUUACACCAGUAGCGAUUCGGCAUCGUUCACAUACGUACCUCUUGGUAAGCCAUCAGAAGCGAAGGAUGGCACAAUGUCACUCGAUGUCUUCGAAGAGACACUCGAACUUUCGGAAAUACUUCGUGAGAUUGCUCAAAUGUCUCCCGAAUCUACGCAUGUUCUUGAUAUGGGUAUUGAUGCCUUGAGCAAAGAGUGGAAGGAAAUUUCGGAAGCCAUUGCGCAACUGCACAUUGAUGGGCGUAUCAGUGACUCCCAAAAUAAGGAGCUGAGAUUUCUGGUAUCACAACACGACACCAUUCUGCUGGAGGCGUUCCGUUCAACCAAACAAUCAGUGUCAGACUCUGAGUUUCUUCCCGUGUUUUGUCAGUAUGUCGCUGGUUUGACGACCAUUUCGAUAAGCGCGAGCUAAGUACGUACAAUUUCUUAUGUACCGCAAGCACUUUCGUUCGUUCACAUUGACGAUAUGUAAAUACUUUAUAUUGCGCAAUUCGAAAAUAGAUACAUUACUUGCCUGAUUAAAAUUUAAACUCAAUUUUUGAGAUUUCUGAAUAGAAGCAAAAGAUUUUUUAAGAUAUAUAGUAUACCUUUACGAAAAAAUGUACCAACCCUUUCAACUAUUUUCGAGUUUCGCGUAUGCCUAUUCGAAUAGAGAAGCUUUGAUUUUUGCUUAGCAAUUAUUAAUGUAAUGUUUAAGUUAUUGCUUGAACUGUAAAAUAACAAUUGUGUAUAAUUUAUUGACCGCAUAUGUAGUAUUUAGGUUAUUAUAUAACCGAUAUAUAAAACAUUAAGUAAAUCUUAAUAUACUAAAAGUAAACAUCA
Messenger RNA from Dendronephthya gigantea, 2289 nucleotides. RefSeq lists its product as uncharacterized. Gene Ontology annotation, molecular function: DNA-binding transcription factor activity, RNA polymerase II-specific; transcription factor binding; RNA polymerase II cis-regulatory region sequence-specific DNA binding. The transcript is spliced from 11 exons. The record is from RefSeq and is a predicted model, not a curated record. Gene Ontology annotation, biological process: regulation of transcription by RNA polymerase II. Bases 155 to 1879 code for a protein of 574 amino acids. NCBI's taxonomy places the organism in Eukaryota, Metazoa, Cnidaria, Anthozoa, Malacalcyonacea, Nephtheidae. Gene Ontology annotation, cellular component: transcription regulator complex.